CUCAAGUAUUGUAGAAGAUAAUGAGAGAUCUUCUUUUGGAAGGUUCAGAAGAAAAUACUCUAAUAUAUGAAACCGAACUUUUAGUAGGCAUAUUUGAUUCAAAAGCUUGCUGUAAACACCAUCUUCUUGUCGGUCUUUGUGUAACUGUAUAUUUGACUGCAGCGACGCUUCUUCCGUUGAGUUUAAAAUUUUUGUACUCUAGUUUUAACUACCCUGUCUUUUUGACUUACGUGCAGCUCACCUUUUCUUGGGUCUUUAUAUUGUUAAUCCUUUUUAUAAAAUUCGCAACAAAGUUUUUUCGGCAGAAAAUAAAAAAAAUUGAUUGGACAGGCUGGCUUUUUGAUCGUUGGCUGCUAUAUAAAUUGAAAAAAACUUCUUUGGUCGGUUUUCUUUUUGGUCUUAGGUUUAUCUUAGCUAAUGUUGGCUUGUCAUUAGUUGAUCCAGACGUGCAUUUUCUUCUCCAGUCUUCUGGUAUGUUUUGGGCGAUGUUGUUUUCCGCAAUCUUAAAUAACGAAAAACCAGAUUUAUACGAAUUAUUUUGUUGCUUGUUUACUGUAAUUGGUUCUGCGAUGAUUUCUUUGAAUUUUAUGUUUAAAGAAAACAGAAUUAUUGGGUUAUUAAUAAAUUUAGUUUCUGCUGUGGUGGAAGGUUUGACAGUGGUCACUUUGCGAGCAGCCGCUCUAAAACUGGUUGUUACUGAUAAAAAAGAUCUUAAAUUACGCCCAUCAGAAUUCACAGCGCUUAAACUUUUUGUUUCCUCGUUGGUUGUUUUGCCUUUUUUUCUUCUACUGGACGCCUCGCCUGAGUUUCUUUACGAAUCUUUUCUAAGCCGUCAUCAAACUUAUCUUGUAACUGCUCUGCGAAAUUUGAAUCUUCUUGAAUGGACUUUGAUUAUAACUGCAUCGUUCUUAACGUUUAUAUUCCAGUUCAACUUUACUUGCUUUGCUAGUUUGUGCGAUUCAGUUACUUUGAGCCUCGUUGGAGAUCUUAAAAUAUUGCCGCAAGUUUUGUUCAGCGCUCUUCUUUUUCGCAAUUUUAACUUUUCGCUACUCCAUCUUAUUGGCUGCAUCUCGGUUUGUUUGGCGAGCGUCUCGUAUGCUUUACUGAAACACACGAAGCUCUUGGCUUCUUCUUAUAAUGAAGAAUCCACCGAUAAGCAGUUGUUUAUAUCAAUAAAAGAACUGUUAACAUAG
This is a messenger RNA of Zophobas morio, 1193 nucleotides long. RefSeq lists its product as uncharacterized. The coding region runs from base 21 to 1193 and encodes 390 amino acids. Lineage: Eukaryota; Metazoa; Arthropoda; Insecta; Coleoptera; Tenebrionidae. The record is from RefSeq and is a predicted model, not a curated record. Gene Ontology annotation, cellular component: Golgi apparatus. Gene Ontology annotation, molecular function: antiporter activity. The transcript has 11 exons.